AUGAGCAAUGGGGACGAUGCCAUGUAUGAUGUUGAGAUUUCUGAUGGUCGAAAGCGCAAGGUGCUGGAUGGCGAUGGAAAUGCGUCGGCACUUGAAGUUGUGGAGAGAGAUCCACGCAAAAGAAGUUCUGCGCAGUAUCAUCUGGCGCGCCUUCUUAAGAGCUUCAUCAUAAUUGGUAACAGCAAGCAUGUGCUUGUCAGGUCUGACAUUAUGUCGGAAGAGGAUACCCAUGGCACAGAAACAGGCAAGUACAACCGCAGCAAAAGAUGUGGCGGAGGUGUGUAUUGA
Diaporthe amygdali is the source of this 288-nucleotide messenger RNA. RefSeq lists its product as uncharacterized. The record is from RefSeq and is a predicted model, not a curated record. Lineage: Eukaryota; Fungi; Ascomycota; Sordariomycetes; Diaporthales; Diaporthaceae. Bases 1 to 288 code for a protein of 95 amino acids. The transcript has 2 exons.